Molecule: messenger RNA, 1571 nt
Organism: Sciurus carolinensis (gray squirrel)
Lineage: Eukaryota; Metazoa; Chordata; Mammalia; Rodentia; Sciuridae
Gene: Ndufa10
Product: NADH:ubiquinone oxidoreductase subunit A10
Exons: 11
Coding region: 84-1283 (399 amino acids)
Biological process (GO): mitochondrial electron transport, NADH to ubiquinone
Cellular component (GO): cytoplasm
Source: RefSeq, a predicted model, not a curated record
UCACGACGGCGCGCCGGCCUCAGGAGAGGACCCCGUCGCGACCGCGUCCCCUCGGUCCUUGAGCCUGAACCCAGCGCGCAGCGAUGGCCUUGAGGCUGCUGACACUGGUCCCUGCGUCCGCGUCAGCGCGCGGCCUGGCGGCGGGCGCCCAGCGCGUGGGACAGCUUCACACCAGCACCCGGUGCGAGCUGCGGUAUGGGGCUUUGGCGUUUCUGCUUGGUGAUAGGACAACCAAGAAGCUGACGGAGUCCAGCAAAGUGAUCACUGUGGAUGGCAACAUCUGUUCUGGGAAAGGCACGCUGGCAAGAGCAAUAGCAGAGAAACUAGGCCUGAAGCACUUUCCUGAGGCAGGGAUACACUACGCAGACAGCACCACGGGAGACGGCCGUCCCCUGGACGUGGAGUUCAGUGGCAACUGUAGUUUGGAGAAAUUCUAUGAUGACCCGAAGAGCAACGAUGGCAACAGCUACCGCCUGCAGUCCUGGCUGUACGCCAGCCGCCUGCUGCAGUACGCGGACGCCCUGGAGCACCUGCUGAGCACAGGACAAGGCGUGGUUUUGGAACGCUCCAUCUUCAGCGACUUUGUCUUCCUGGAGGCGAUGUACAACCAGGGCUUCAUCCGCAAGCAGUGUGUGCACCACUACAAUGAGGUGAAGAAGAUCACGGCCUGCGAGUACCUGCCUCCCCACGUGGUGAUCUAUAUCGACGUGCCUGUGCCGGAAGUUCAGAGUCGGAUCCAGAAGAAAGGAGACCCACAUGAAAUGAAGAUCACCUCUGCCUAUCUCCAGGACAUCGAAAAUGCUUAUAAGAAAACCUUCCUCCCUGAGAUGAGUGAGAAGUGUGAGGUUUUGGUCUACAGUGCACAGGAAGCUGAGGAUGCAGAAAAGGUGGUAGAAGACAUCGAGUACCUCAAGUACGACAAGGGGCCGUGGCUCAGCCAGGACGACCGCACCUUCCACAACCUGCGCAUGCUGGUUCAGGACAAGUUGGAGGUGCUGAAUUACACGACCAUCCCUAUCUAUCUCCCAGAAAUCACAAUUGGAGCGCACCAGGGUGACCGGGUCUUCCGUGCAUUCAGAGAGCUUCCGCAGGCGCCUGGUUCCUGGCCUGGGGUCUCCCUUCAGUCUGACCGUUGUGACCAUUAUCACGUCUCCUGUCUGAACCUUGGGCUGAUCCCCCAGACACUCACCAUCUCAAGAUCCUCAACCCUCUUGCUGCCGGGCCGCAGGUACCGCCCUGGGUACAACGCCGACGUGGGCGACAAGUGGAUCUGGCUGAAGUGAGCGCGCCUGCCCAGUGAGCUGCACCAGGGCACAAAGACGCCCGUGUUCCGUCCCACUCGGGCUCCUCCGAGCUUUGAGUUGGGGGUGAAUGACAGUGGGCUGCACAGGAGAGGCGGCCCAGCAAAGGCAGUCCACCGUGCAGCUAGUGGGCUGGGGAAGCAGCUCCCUUCACAGGCUUUGUUUGGAAAACAUCUGCAGUCACCGCUGGGGGAGAAGCAACGUCGCGGUGGAAGCCCAGCUCCCACUAUGUCAGCCGUGGUCGCAGAAGAAAUAAAGCCGAUGCUUGCA